AAACCCAAACCUUAUAUGGCGUCUCUAUCUACAACUCUGAAACCGCUAGCUUCCUUUUCACCAUUUGUUAAACAACGUAACCCCAACAGUAAUAGUAAUCAUGCCUUGUUCACUUAUCACACACCCAACUCCACAAACUACAUGUUGUCCAAACGAGGAGGGUCCGUGGCUCACAAGAAACUCACGUUCGUGGCUGUUCAUGAUGCACCGGAUCAGGUCGAGAGCUUCUCUAGAAUAACCUUUUCGGAGGUCGUGGUAGCGAGAGAGAAGAAGCCAUUUUGGAAAAGAAGUUGGAAGCCUGGAGAAGUGAUCAAAUUAUCCCGAUUCGUUGUGGUGCAUUUGCAGCUCUGGGCUCCAUUUCACUUCAGUUGGGCGGCGUUUCGGCUUUUCUUUUGGCUCGUAAUCAUCAACGGAAUCUGCAUUACAUUGUCUUAUCAUAGGAAUCUUUCGCACCGAAGUUUCGAUCUACCGAAAUGGCUUGAGUAUCUCUUUGCAUAUGGAGGUGUUCUGGCUUUUCAGGGAGACCCGAUAGAGUGGGUGAGCAACCAUCGGUACCAUCAUAAGUAUUGUGAGACACGACGUGACCCACACAGCCCUAUACAAGGGUUUUGGUAUAGUCACGUGACAUGGAUAUUUGAUACCGGUUCUAUCCUCAAAAAGUGUGGUGGAUAUGAGAAUGUAAGUGACCUAUUGAGGCAGCCCUUCUAUAGGUUCCUUCAGCGAAGCUUCGGUUUGCAUCAGAUAGCUUUUGGCCUUCUCCUCUAUUUCUGUGGAGGCAUGCCCUUCCUCGCAUGGGGACUUGGUGUGGCAACCGUGGUUCGAUCCCACACAACUUUUCUGGUGAAUUCAGUUUGCCAUAUAUGGGGAACGCGAGCUUGGAAUACACCUGACUUCUCCAAAAACAACUGGUGGGUAGCGAUUAUAACAUUCGGCGAAGGAUGGCAUAACAAUCAUCAUGCGUUCGAGUUCUCGGCUAGGCAUGGACUUGAGUGGUGGCAACUCGACGUUACUUGGUAUCUCAUUAGGUUUCUUAAAGCUAUUGGUUUGGCCACUAACGUUAAGUUACCUACCGAAGCUCAAAAGAAGAGAAUGGCUCGUAAUUAGUUCCUUCCUAUUUACAACAUUAUAUAAGUUACAAGUACUGUGUAUGCAAAAGUCAACGAAAACCAUGACUUGGGAUUCAGUUUCCCAAGUCCUAACGGUUACGUAAGUAAGAUAACUAUUUAAGUGUGAGUGCUGUCUUAAUAAAGAACACGAGUUUCUUAUGAA
This is a messenger RNA of Brassica oleracea var. oleracea, 1269 nucleotides long. RefSeq names its product probable lipid desaturase ADS3.2, chloroplastic. Lineage: Eukaryota; Viridiplantae; Streptophyta; Magnoliopsida; Brassicales; Brassicaceae. Gene Ontology annotation, cellular component: endoplasmic reticulum membrane. The record is from RefSeq and is a predicted model, not a curated record. Gene Ontology annotation, biological process: lipid metabolic process. Gene Ontology annotation, molecular function: oxidoreductase activity, acting on paired donors, with oxidation of a pair of donors resulting in the reduction of molecular oxygen to two molecules of water.